This is a messenger RNA of Salvia hispanica, 1250 nucleotides long. It is a transcript of the gene HSFB3, whose product is annotated as heat shock transcription factor B3. Gene Ontology annotation, biological process: regulation of transcription by RNA polymerase II. The record is from RefSeq and is a predicted model, not a curated record. NCBI's taxonomy places the organism in Eukaryota, Viridiplantae, Streptophyta, Magnoliopsida, Lamiales, Lamiaceae. Gene Ontology annotation, molecular function: DNA-binding transcription factor activity; RNA polymerase II cis-regulatory region sequence-specific DNA binding. Gene Ontology annotation, cellular component: nucleus.
UACAUACUUCUCCACAUUAUAAAAAUAGUGUUUACACUUAACACGUUUAUCUUCACAACUCUCUCUCUCCCUCUCUCAAUUAAAUAGGAGUAUUACGUUUACACACAAAUAUAUAUAGGGAGUAUGUUUUAUACGCAUAGGGCGAUUUGGUUGAUUGUGUGAUCAAAGGAGAGAGAAAAGUAGGUGUUGCAUUUCUCAUGAACUGUGGAUCAGUCGUGUUGGGCUUCUAUUGCUGGGGUUGGGAGUUUCUAACCGCCCUGCUUCUCUUCUCCGCCGCCCUCCGCCACCACCUCUCCGCCUAACUCUCUAACUAACUAACACACACAUACAUACAUAUAUAAUUAUAAACAAAAUUGUAUAUAUAUUUAUAUCCAUAUGAUGGAGGCAGGAGAGCGAGAGAAGGCGGUGGUGGAGUACUUGAGGAAAGCGUCGCCGCCACCGUUCCUGCUCAAGACCUACAUGCUGGUGGAGGAUCCGGAGACGGACGACGUCGUAUCGUGGAACGCCGAUGGCACGGCUUUCGUGGUGUGGCAGCCGGCGGAGUUUGCUAGGGAUUUGCUGCCUACCCUCUUCAAACACAGCAAUUUCUCCAGCUUUGUUAGGCAGCUCAACACUUAUGGUUUUCACAAAGUUGCAACCAACCGAUGGGAGUUCAGCAACGACAAGUUCCGGAAAGGUGAAAGGGACCAACUAUGCGAGAUCCGCCGGAGAAAGGCGUGGUACAACAAGCCACAGCAGAAUGUACAAGCAACAGAAGCACGGCCACAGUCGAAGGAUGAGGAGCAGCGAUCAUCAUCGACGUCAUCCUCGUCGGAAUUCACUACCCUCAUUGAUGAGAACAAAAGGCUUAAGCAAGAGAAUGGAGUCUUGAAUUCGGAGCUGGCCUUCAUGAAGAAGAAAUGCAAACAACUUCUUGAUUUGGUGGAGAACGCCGAGGCGGAGGGGGAGGCGGAGGAAGGGCCAAAGCUAUUCGGAGUGAGAUUGGGAGUGAAGAAGAGAAAGAGGGCUCAUGAAAUAAGUAAGGCUGCUGCUGGAAUGCUCAUUCAUGCAAAUAAUUGAUUUUUGUGUGCUAGGGUUUUCAACAAAAUUUAACUUUAAUUAGGCUCAUAUUUGGGUGGAAAAUCACCCAACUUGUGUAGAUUGUGUAAUUCAAAGAUACUGUGUGAGAAACAAGAACUGUAAAGGAUACAGUUCAUAAAUAGCUACAUUUGCCAAUGUGAUAUAUAUAAUGCUCAAAUUUGUUUGCAUAA